Messenger RNA from Linum tenue, 4562 nucleotides. The record is from the annotation of a GenBank genome assembly. Lineage: Eukaryota; Viridiplantae; Streptophyta; Magnoliopsida; Malpighiales; Linaceae.
GCUUCCCCGCCAGCGAAAUUCGUUAUCUUUUCUUUGACUGAACUCCCAGUAGACCCAAAUGGAAAUCUGGUAUAUAAUACAUCAGCAGCAGCUAGCGUCUCGAACUUAUCUUGCUCUGUCACCGAGGGCGACGCUUCGAGAAUGGAAGAAGGAAGUGAAACGGGAACUAGCAAAACCCUGGUUUUUGCUGUUAAUGGUUGUAGGUUCGAGCUCUCUGAUGUCGACCCUUCAACUACUUUGAUCGAGUUAUUGCGUACCAGAACUCCUUUCAAGAGUGUCAAGCUCGGUUGUGGUGAAGGGGGGUGUGGAGCUUGUGUUGUUCUGCUUUCUAAGUAUGAUGAAAUAGUUGGUAAAGUUGAAGACUUCACGAUAAGUGCGUGUCUUACCCUGCUUUGCAGCUUACAUGGAUGUUCAAUCACCACAACUGAAGGCCUUGGAAAUAGCAAAGACCGGUUUCAUCCAAUUCAUGAGAGAUUUGCUGGUUUUCAUGCCUCCCAAUGUGGUUUCUGCACUCCUGGAAUGUGCAUGUCCCUCUAUGGAGCCCUCGUUAAUGCUGAUAAGACAAAUGAACCAGAAUCAGCCUCAGGGAUCUCCAAGCUAACAGCUUUUGAAGCUGAAGAGGCCAUUGCUGGCAAUCUUUGUCGGUGUACUGGAUAUUGACCUAUUGCUGAUGCGUGCAAAAGUUUUGCAGUUGACAUUGACAUGGAGGAUUUAGGGUUCAACUCCUUCUGUAAAACCAAGGAAAGCAGGAUGCCUGUGUAUGACAAUAACCAAGGCAUCUCUAGAUUCCCGGAAUUUUUAAAAUCGGAAUGCAAGAGUAAUUUGCUUUUGGGUUCAGAGAAACUCCGGUGGCUUACGCCAAAAGCGUUCUUGGAACUUGACAACAUGUUGUUAUCCAUCAAUUCCAACAGAGUUGGCCUGGUGAAACUAGUGGUUGGUAACACUAGUGCUGGUUAUUAUAAGGAACUUGAGAACUGUGACACCUACAUUGACCUCAGGUAUAUACCUGAACUUUCGUGCAUUAGGCGGGAUCCGGUAGGGAUUGAAAUAGGGGCAGCUGUGACCAUUUCUAAAGCUAUCUGUGCACUGAGAGAAGCUUUCAGAAUCGAAUCUCCUUCAGAAGGUGCUAUCGUUUAUAAAAAGAUCGCAGCUCAUAUGGAGAAAAUAGGUACAAAGUUCGUUCAAAAUACAGGCAGUAUAGGUGGGAAUUUAGUCAUGGCUCAGAGGGAACAUUUUCCAUCUGACAUUGCUACCAUACUUCUUGGAGCUGGUGCUUUUGUUAAUAUACGAAGUGGUACAGCUUAUGAGACAGUUAGCUUAGAAGAAUUCCUUGAAAGACCACAUUUGGAUUCAAAAAGUGUACUUUCAAGUGUUAAAAUCCCACUCUGGGAGCUGGAAAAGGGCAGAAAUUCUGGGGUAGACCGUAAACUGUUAUUCGAGACAUACCGGGCUGCACCUAGAGCUCAUGGAAAUGCGUUGGCCUAUGUAAAUGCUGCUUUCUUGGCUGAACUUUCAUCCUGUGGAUCUUCUGGUGGAGCUGUACUGAAUAAAUGUCUGCUGGCUUUUGGUGCUUAUGGAAAAAAACAUGCAAUACGAGCAAGGGAAGUUGAGAAAUUAUUAACAGGGAGAGUGUUGACAGCUCGAGUUCUAUAUGAAGCCAUUAAUUUGGUUAAAGCAACAGUGGUGCCUGAAGAAGGAACCGGCAGUGAAGCCUAUAGGUCAAGUGUGGCAGUUGGUUUUCUAUUUGAAUUCUUGAGCCCCUUGGCAGAUGCUACUAUUGGAAUCUCAAGAUGUACUUUGUCGUCUAAGGACGCUGAAGAGAAUUAUGAAGAGGGGGGCCAUGUUAAAUGCCCCAGAAUGCUGUCAUCCUCAAGGCAGGUGUUUCAACUACACAUCGAUUACCGUCCUGUUGGUGAACCGAUUGUAACAUCUGGAGCUGCCCUUCAAGCUUCUGGUGAAGCGGUUUAUGCUGAUGACAUCCCCUCCCCUGAAAAUUGCCUACAUGGCUCAUUCGUUUAUAGCACAAAGCCAUUAGCUAGGGUAAGGGGUAUACAAGUCAACCCUAAAUCACAGUCAAAUUGGAUAUCUGGUCUCAUUAACUAUAAGGACAUACCAAAAGGUGGGAAGAACGUAGGUUCCAUGACCAUAUUUGGAUCUGAACCUUUGUUUGCCGAUGAUUUUACGCAAUGUGCUGGAGAUCGCCUUGCCUUCCUGGUUGCCGGUACCCAGAAAGAAGCCGAUGUGGCAUCAAGGCUCGCCAUUGUUAAUUAUGAUCUAGAGAAUCUGGAAGCCCCGAUCUUAACAGUGGAAGAUGCUGUGGCUAGGUCUAGCUUUUUCCAGGUUCCUCCUUUUCUGUAUCCCAAAGAAGUUGGUGAUUUUUCAAAAGGAAUGGCUGAAGCUGAUCACCAGAUUUUUUCCGCCGAGGUAAAGAUCGAUUCUCAAUACUACUUCUAUAUGGAAAGUCAAACUGCCCUUGCUGUGCCUGAUGAAGAUAACUGCAUGGUAGUUUACAGUUCUUCUCAGUGCCCUGAGUAUGUUCAUGCAACAAUUGCUCAAUGUAUUGGUGUUCCUGAACACAACGUACGCGUAAUUACCAGAAGGGUUGGAGGUGGCUUUGGUGGGAAGGCUAUUAAAUCAAUGCCAGUUGCUACAGCUUGCGCACUUGCCGCUCAUGUACUGCGGCAGCCUGUCAGGAUAUAUGUCAAUCGCAAAACUGAUAUGAUAAUGGCAGGAGGUAGGCAUCCAAUGAAGAUAACUUACAGUGUUGGUUUCAAGUCGACUGGGAAAAUCACGGCACUGAAACUCGACAUACUAGUGGAUGCUGGGAUAUAUACAGACAUAAGUCCAGUAAUACCAUCAAACUUUAUGGCCGUACUUAGAAAGUAUGAUUGGGGUGCUUUGUCUUUCGACAUAAAGGUCUGCAAAACAAAUACAGUAAGUAGAUCAGCAAUGCGGGGACCUGGAGAAGUUCAGGGAUCAUAUGUUGCAGAAGCUAUAAUUGAAAACAUAGCCUCUACUCUUUCCGUGAAUGCAGACUGUGUAAGAAAAAUUAACCUUCACACACAUGAUAGCCUUAUGUUGUUCCAUCCUGAUAGCUCAGGUGAAGUACCAGAGUAUACAUUGAGUUUGAUCUGGGAGAAGUUAGCCCAAUCUUCUGAAUAUAGCCAGAGAAGGGAAAUGGUAAGUGAGUUUAAUAAGUGCAAUGUGUGGAAGAAAAGAGGCCUUUCUUGUGUGCCAAUAGUUCACGAACUGAUAGUGAGACCUGCUCCUGGGAGAGUAAGCAUUUUAAGAGAUGGGUCUAUUGUUGUUGAAGUUGGAGGUAUAGAGCUUGGUCAGGGACUAUGGACAAAAGUAAAGCAGAUGACAGCAUUUGCUCUUGGGUUGAUCAAAUGUGAUGCUUUAGAAGUAGACUUGUUGGAGAAAGUAAGGAUAAUACAAGCUGAUACUCUAAGUUUGAUUCAAGGCGGCUUUACUGCUGGAAGCACUACGUCUGAGUCGAGUUGUGAAGCAGUUAGACUUUGCUGUGAGAUCUUGGUUGAGAGACUGAGACCUCUAAAGGAAAAGUUGAAGACUGAAAUGGGUUCUGUGCAAUGGGAGAUGCUUAUUCAACAGGCACAUAUGCAAGUUGUGAACUUAUCCACAAGCUCGUACUCUGGCCCUGAUUUUUCUUCCAACCGCUACUUAACCUACGGUGCUGCAGUGAGCGAGGUGGAGGUAAACCUACUUACUGGGGGAACAACAAUUCUGAGAUCAGAUAUACUUUAUGACUGUGGACGAAGCCUAAAUCCUGCUGUGGAUUUAGGACAGAUUGAAGGGGCCUAUGUGCAAGGUAUCGGGUAUUUUAUGCUGGAAGAGUACACAAGAAACUCGGAUGGACUAGUAACCUCAGAUGGAACAUGGACCUACAAGAUUCCUACAGUAGACACAAUACCAAAACAGUUUAACGUCGAAAUACUAAGCAGUGGAAAUCACAAGAACCGUGUGCUGUCCUCCAAAGCUUGUGGUGAGCCACCACUGCUCUUGGCAUCCUCAGUUCACUGCGCGACGAGAGCAGCAGUUAGAGCAGCCCGAGAGCAGCUUCAGUCAUGGGGUUACCACGACGAAUAUGGUCCAACCUUCAAUCUGGAGGUGCCAGCUGUCAUGCCCACUGUGAAGGAGCAAUGUGGUUUGGACAAUGUGGAGACGUACAUGAAGUGGAAAAUGAGCACCCACCGAGUUGAACAAUAGUAGAACCCUCUAAAGGUUGGACAGAGUAACAUAGAAGACAGGUACCAAAUACAAGAGAGCUUGUCGAAGAUCACAAAUAGCACAGACAACAAACGAGCUCAGAGGAGAUCGAGAAACACGGUUAUGGUGCCACGCAGUGGUGGAGCCACUUGGAGAGGAGGGGGGUGCUUGCACCCCCUUGGGUUUGGAGAAAAUAUUCUCGAGUAGGGGUAUAUACAAAUUCGAAUCAGUGACCAUUCGAACCGAGUGAGUUUUGUUAUGCAAUGCAUUUUCGCGUCUGUAUUUAUAGUAAUAAAUUGUUGUCUUUUGUUUAAACUCAUUCGUUUCUUUUGUAG